UGUACUAUAAAAUUUAAAAGAAUGGACCCACGACGUUUUCAGUUUCACCCUCUCCCGGUGCUCCUCGUCCUUGCUCCGAAGCGGACAAGAAUGUACGAGCGCACUCUUGAAGUGUGAUAAGCGGCAGUGUUACACCCAACGGUCCUCCGAUUGGACCUGGAGGCAUGGAGGAGGAUGUUUGUCCGGUUUCUGGGCUUGGUCAUGCUCCUCGGCUUGGCCGUGCCAACCUCGGGAGAUCCACCGAACCAGCACAUUGAGGAAGAAAAUAAUUUCAAGAUGGCCUUCGAAAGAGCUACGGCUGACGUGUUAGGAGAAGUACAACAAGCACAUCGCUCUGGUGCUACUGAGGCGCCAACUGCUGCUGACAAUGAGAUAAUGGUUGUCAUUCCUUCGUCUAGCUAUACAACUAGUACUGCUUCACCAUCGACGACAACUACCGUGUCCGCAACGUCAACUGCGCAUCAUCCGCCUAGUAAAGCGACCGUGGUGUCGUCUACAUCGUCUAGUGAAGAAGCAUCAUCUGGCUCAUCAGAAGCAUCACCAGCAAAACCUUUACAGAAGGACGAAAGAACAUUCAAGGGCUCGCCUUCAUCAACGUCUUCAUCAUUCGAAGAACUACAAGAAAAACCUUCGUCUAGUUCUGGUUCACGACCUUCUGCCAAGAAGAGAAUGACAGAACGAGAGCGACAUGAAAAAAUAGUGAAGGAACUUAUUUUAUGGCGACGGGCUGUGAAGAUAGAUUCGAAUUCAUCCUCAAUCAAUCUCAUCCACCUUUCUUGGUCAUUUUCCUCUGUGUACGGGAAAAAACCAUCUCUGGCAGCUACGAGGGUAGUUCGCAGGACCAGGCUCUAACGGCAGACUACGACAUUAACGCCAUAGCCAAAGCCAGCGCGCCGUUUCGGAAGCAGCAGAAAGAAUUGGCUGACACUUUGCAGUCUCUGACGUCAGACCUCAAGGAAUCGGAAUGGAACGCCUUGUUCGAUAUUCAGGCUCAAAAACGUGCUGAGUACAGCAUAAAAUCAGCCUUAGAAGAAGUGCGGGAGCUGCUCUUGCACCAAAUCACGAAGAAAGAUUUGUAUCGGGUACUAGAAGUAAGAUCUUUCGUUCUUUCACUCCAAUGUUGAUGAUGAAGAUAGAUGUUCAUCUAGGUGGUCGUGGUUCUUCUUCAUUGAUUUAAAUACUUACACAGUUGUUCUUGUUAGCUGCUCGAGAGAAAUCCGUAUCCGUACGAUCCGUUUCUCCUUCCAGGUCCAUCGCGCACUCCUGAGUCGUGGCUUACUCCCAAGACAAAGGAUAACGGCUGUCGAAGUAAGUCGGAAGAUACCUACUUUCGACGACUUCUAUUUCGAUUGGCGAGACGCCUUUGACAAUGAAGCGGAUGAUUACCGGAAACUACGUCGCGACUUCCAGAAGCAAGCUAGAAAACAUGCUGCGAAAGCUGCGAAAGCUAGAAAGAAACAGGAGAAGGCCAAGGACGAGCAAGAGAAUAAAGAGGAUGCUGGUCCAAGUAGCGGAAGUGAAGAAAAAAAAGCAAAUGCUGUAGAUGACUCUGGUGAUUGGUUGACAAAGGUUCAAUAUGUGAAGCGUGUUUUAGUAAGUCCGACUGAAGACGCGGAUAUUUUGCCACUCAUACAACCGGUAUUUUCAUCGGAUUCGGAUAGGACAAAAACUGGUGCAAGCGACCUCGGCGAUUACUCGGAGGAAACGGCUACAGAGUUUUGGAGGAAAAGACGAGCGGCGCGGGUAGGUACUGGCAAGGAAGAUGGGAUAGGAGACGAAAAGUCUGAAAUAAAGACAGAUGCAGCAGAAGAGAAAAAGAAGUCGUCAGUUAAGAGACUCAAUCGUUCAUUUCCGAAUCGACAGAGGUACGGAGGUUAUCGGGUCAGAUUCUCUAUGUUUGGUAAAAGAGGGAUUCUCAAACACGACCUACACCAGUAAGGAGUGAACAAUUUUCUUUACAGCUCUAAGAAAACCCUCGAGCAGGACAAGCUCAGCAAGGCUGAAGCUGCAGCAGCUAAUGCGGUUCUGAAACAGUACCGUCACGAGUGGCAGGAGUGUAGUGCAGAGGAGGCUAGAUCUGGCGACAACUGCUAUGCUGUUGAGGAUUUGAUGUCGCCAGAUGGACUAGAGCUCCCUCCAGGAGGGCCUGGCGCAAAAGCUGGAUCGACUCCAGCAAGUGCAGGAUCAUCUUCAUUACAGAAAGAGGAGUUGAAUAUGGACCACGAGGAAAAGAUGGACACAAGAACUCGUCAAAAGGAGGGCAAGCUGUCAGAGGAGGAAAGGGUGAAGAAGGAACUAGAACAUCUAGACGGAGAACAAGAACGAUCUACUGCUUCUGCAACUAGUACAAUAAAGGAUGUUGCGACCACGACAGAGGAUGCGACCACACGACAGGAUAAAAGAGAUGAAGACGAAUACGAAGAAGAGCGUUGUGUCGUGCCUCUUUUACCGGAUAGUUUAAAGCCAAUUUUACUCUCCAUCUACGAGCGGUUUGCAGAGAUUCCGACUCAGUUUCCACCUGUUCCAACAGACGCUUCGACUUCGUUGCGAAUUUCUACAAAUAACAAACUAUGGGGCAGCUCUACGAAAAAGGACGGGUCCACCACCGAGGAGACAGGUGCAACAGAGACAUCCUCUACUAGCGAUAAAAAUCCACCACCCCCUUGGACCGGCAAUUACGUUUUAGCCCAUACCAAUUUUCUCUUCGACCUCCCCGCUUACAAGCGCGAAGGCCCUGGGAAGAAAUUUUACCUUUUUUCUGGUGGUUCCGCUGGAGACAUCGUCAAUGGCGUAUGGGUGAUCGCAGAUAGCUUGCCGCGAUCAGAAAAAAAUGCACGUGCGGUAGUCCGCAAAGAUCCUGCGGCUUUUGCUGCCCGAUCAUCCCAUCAUGAUGGAAAAAUGCCGUAUCAACUAGAAUCAGACGACUGGUUUGCUCCGCCACAAAAGAAAAGUGCAGCAAUGGCAUCCGCGUUUGUUUCAAUAUCUUCGGAGACUAGUACAGCUCCCAGCACGACUACUUCCACUUCUUCGUCGCCAUCAUCAUCUUCCUCUACCUCUAGUACACCUUCUUCCCCUUCUUCUAGUCCAACUUCGAGUUUAAUACAAUCACCGACUAGUUCCUUUAGUGAAGAGCAAGGUGGACCAGCUUCUCCGACGCGACGUCCAUCUACAAUUAAGGCUCAACCUUCAUUGGUCACCAUUUAGAUUCGAGUCACUGAAAUCGAAGAGGGCCCCCUUGAGAGAACAGGGGAAAGGUGAGGGAAAACAAGUAGAGAGAUGUGGGGUCCCUCUCGUUCAGAGUCAGUGACCAAUGACUCCUGCUGACCUUUAAUACAAGGAGUCUGCUAGAAGACACUCGUCGAGUCAUCUUCGUCAAAGCAGCUAAAGACGUGGACGGAAUGUUGCCACCAGUUAGCAGGCUCUCCACAGCGCCUUUGACGGAACGCCUAAAACUCUUCGCUCGUAUAGUAGCGCAGGGAUAUAAGGUACGAUGUGUGCUUCCAACGAUUAGAACCCCUAGUCGUGGUACUGCAGCUUCUGAAAGUGGUACGAUAGGAGGUGCUUCUGAAAGUGGUAGAAGUGGGCUAGUGGAGAUCAAGAGUGGAGGAAUUGGCCACGGAGAUCGGGACGCACCGCAGGGUGCAGGGCCACAGCAACACGAGGCAGAGUCAGCUUCAGCUCCAGAUGUCGCAGUAGAUUGGGAGUAUGGCUAGUGGUCAUCUUUGAUUGAAAUUUUUUGAUUGAGUCUCCAAUUUCAAAAGUUAUAUAUUCCCAUGAUCCAAGCUAAAAAAUUCAGAUCAAGAUACCGACGACCAUUCUUUCCCUCCAAUCUCCCGAAGCCUCCUCAUCGCACCACGACACUGAGGAAAGAGACGAAGAAAUCGAGAAUAUGCUAGAAGACGACUUGGAUGCUGUCCUUGCCGGGUCUCGUGCUGAGCUCACGCACAAAGAGCUGACCAAACGUUUCCAGACAAGUCAUCACUAUGGUUUAGCGGUAACCAAUCCCAGUGACCCCACUGACAAAGUAGUCUUAACCCCACGUGAUUUGGAAAGAAUGGGUCUCUUCAAGAAUCUAGGGAACAAAGUUCUCUAUGAGGUGCAGGGUGAAGGAGCAACGCAGCGGAGUCGAGAUGCAGAGGAACAGUGCGAGAUGUUGUGGAUGGACCUGUUUGACUCUUCGCCUGAUUACGGAGAACGUGCACGGCUAGCCACUCUGACAGCACCGAGUGAAAUCCUAUCGUCGUAUCUCUACGUAGACGACGUGGAUGGAUCGCCGAUGUUGGGAAAACCAGGAUCAUCAAGAAAGGGAACCACAACACAAUACGAAAUUCCGACGCCCCCUGAGAUUGCUGACCCGAAGACCGAUCUCUUCGACAAGAAGGAGAUGAAAAGACUCGAAGCAGCCUCUGAGCCAGGCGCUUUGACUAUUAUGCUCGACGGUGGAUUACUAGAGUAGUUGUGAUCUCAAAAAUCCUUGUUCGGAGCACAUGAAGAAGGAGGUCUAUGAUGUGCUUAUACCAUAUAGUAGUAACAUGGAGGUCAUUGAUGUUCUUAUAAAAAUCCAUGCAUUUUUAUAAGUUUCCGUUUCUUUUCCUCGAGACAUUUUUUUUUCAGUUCAAGAACACGCACAUGACAUCAACCGACAGUUUAUUUUUGUCAUGGUAAGAGGUGCAUCGUCAUGGUAAGAGGCCGCUCCUUGAAAUUGAAAAGGCAACAACAAGAAAAUACAACUUAGUUAAAGCAACUAACUUCAUACCAACUGUGGUUUCUAAUGUUCGCGAACUCAAACCGAGACCGGAAACGAAGGCGGCGGGGGAUGCGGCUUCCGAAGUGACAACGAGCAGACAUCAAUUUGAAUGAUGUCGUAUAUUUUGAUACGAAUACUUACGAAAUACAUUAAGAUUAAACGACUUUUCUAUUGACCAUCAAUCAAUCCAAUUCUCACCGAUCAAGACACAACUCGUAGUGGUGCAAAAACAACUUUCUCAAGAAACAACUGCUUACAACAAUAAGAUGAAGAUUUAUCGACUAUGUUUUUACACGAACUCUCUACCGCGCAGGCAGUCAAAAUAUGUCUUUCUGUGAACAACUUCAUAAGUAAUCACAUGUGCCAAUGCACGAGUACGACUGCAAUC
Messenger RNA from Amoebophrya sp. A25, 5135 nucleotides. The record is from the annotation of a GenBank genome assembly. Lineage: Eukaryota; Dinophyceae; Syndiniales; Amoebophryaceae.